AUGGGUUCAUUGCUCCACGGUGAAUCUAACGCGGAAGUACACAUCUCCAGUAUGACACCCUCCAUUCACAUUCAUGUGGCCAUUCUCGUGUGUGACACGCCUAUUCAGCCUGUUCUCACAAAGUAUGGCGACUACUUCGCAAUGUUCCAAGCCCUUUUGAGGCAAGCCUUCAAAGGCUUGGGAAUAUCCGACAAGUCCAAAGACAUUACGGUCGAAUUCAGUGAACAUCAGAUGGUGGACAAUAGCCGAUUUCUUGAUCUUGAGAACGUCGACGCCGUUCUUCUGACUGGAAGCAAACACGACGCCUGGGCUGACGAUCAGUGGAUCCGUGAUCUCACGAGCAACGUUCGUGAGGCUGUCUUAAAACACAAGAAGCCCGUGGUUGGGAUUUGCUUCGGGCAUCAGAUACUUGCUCGGGCACUUGGAGCUCGAGUUGGCAGAAACGAGGCUGGGUGGGAGAACAUCCAACAAAUGCACCGGGAUAUUGUCUUUGAUGCUCCAGCUGAUUGCACGAAUCUGGCUACAAGUCCAAACUGUGAAGUUCAGGGUCUCUACUUGCCCAAGCGAGUGCUAUCGGUACAAGGACAUCCGGAAUACAAUGAAGGUAUUAUGUCAUGUCUGCUCGAAGCUAGACAUGAGAAUGGGUUGUUUGAUGAUGAACUGUAUAACGAUGGGUUGUCCCGAGUGGGCGAUUCCCAUGAUGGGUGGUUGAUAGCAAAGGUAAUUGCAAGAUUCAUAUUAGACGCGAGGAUCAAGUAG
Messenger RNA from Penicillium egyptiacum, 759 nucleotides. Lineage: Eukaryota; Fungi; Ascomycota; Eurotiomycetes; Eurotiales; Aspergillaceae. The record is from the annotation of a GenBank genome assembly.